Messenger RNA from Esox lucius (northern pike), 12169 nucleotides. Its product is annotated as collagen alpha-6(VI) chain-like. The transcript is spliced from 39 exons. Lineage: Eukaryota; Metazoa; Chordata; Actinopteri; Esociformes; Esocidae. Gene Ontology annotation, molecular function: serine-type endopeptidase inhibitor activity. The record is from RefSeq and is a predicted model, not a curated record. Bases 60 to 8234 code for a protein of 2724 amino acids.
ACUCUACGUAUCGAGUUAUCUGCACAACUACGAGGGGAGGACAAGAGAAACCUGCUCACAUGGAGGGGACACCAGGCCUCCUGGCCAUAUUCACCAUAGCAGCAUGUUUUUUGGUCAGUGGAGCACAAAUAACAGUCUGCACAGAGGAGGCGGUGGCUGACAUCGUCUUCCUGGUGGACGGCUCAUGGAGCAUCGGUACAGAGAACUUCCAGUGGAUUCGACAGUUCCUGUUCACUCUGGUCAACAGCUUCGAUGUGUCCCCUGACCUGGUGCGCAUUGGCCUGGUCCAGUACAGCACAAGGCCACGCACAGAGUUCCUCUUCAACACCUUCCAGGACAAAAAAGACAUCCUGGACUACAUCAUCAACCUGCCUUACAAGGGGGGCGGCACCAUGACAGGCGAGGGCCUGGACUUUCUGCUGAAAGAGCUCUUUGUCGACCAAGCAGGGAGCCGGAUCAAGAACAACGUAACACAAAUCGCUGUGGUGAUCACCGACGGCCAAUCACAAGACAACGUAGCGCCGCAUGCCCUUGAGCUCCAGAGGCGGGGCAUCACGCUGUAUGCCAUUGGCAUCAAGGACGCAGAUGAGGAGCAGUUAAAAGAGAUCGCCACUAAACCUCACAACCAGCAUGUGUACAGGGUAUCUGACUUUGCAGCGCUGCAGGGCAUCUCCCAGAGCAUUGUCCAAGUUCUGUGUAGCACCGUAGAGGAGGCGAAGAGACAGGUCUCUCAAGUGGGCCAAGACUGCAGCAGAGCCAAAGUGGCUGACAUUGUGUUCCUAGUGGAUGGCUCUGGCAGCAUCGGCCCGACAGAUUUCCAGGAGGUUCGGAUGUUUCUCCACAACUUCAUUGAGGGCCUGGAUAUCGGUUCAAAAAAGGUUCGCGUUGGACUGGCCCAGUUUAGUGACCAGCCUAAGUUGGAAUUCCUGUUGGCGGAUAAUACAGAAAAAAGUUCCUUACUGGAGAAAGUGGAUCAGCUUGAACAGCUGAAAGGAGGCACAGCCACUGGCACAGCUAUUAGAUUCCUUCAGAGAGAGUUUUUCAACCCGGCUGCAGGAAGCCGUUCUGGUCAGAGGGUGCCCCAGAUUGCUGUGGUACUCACAGAUGGGGAUUCUGUGGACGAUGUAGUGGAGCCAGCCAAGGAACUAAGGCAUCAUGGGGUCAUUGUCUAUGCUAUUGGAGUGGGGAAUAUUAACAAAACCCAAUUGCAAGCUAUUGCUAACAGGCCCAGUAAGCAUUUCCUACAUACCAUCAAUAAUUUCCAGGCACUACAGGCAAUUUCUCAGGGUCUGCUAAAGACAGUGUGUGUCUCCAUGGUGAACCAGAGGAUGGCUCUUGGUCAAAAGUUUGCCGACAUCAUCUUCCUGGUGGACAGCAACAUGAGACCGAUAGAAUUCCAGCAGGUCCGAAUCCUUCUGCAGCGAUUGGUCAACCAACUGAACCCGAGCCGAGACACCCAUCGCCUUGGGCUGGCCCAGUUUUCCCAGGACACCGAAGUAGAGUUCCUGCUGAACGCCCUCACCACCAAGAACGACUAUGUGGCGGCUCUCAAGAAAUUCAAGCUGCGACCCAGCGGGGAUCGUCACCUGGGAGAUGCCCUGACACAUGCCCAUGGAGAGUUCUUCUCCACUUCGUCUGGUGGUCGUGCUGAAAAAGGCUACCGGCAGUUUCUGGUCACAGUGACAGGAGGGGAUUCAGUUGAUAGCUUCCGGAGAGUGGCACGUAAAAUCCGACAUGAUGGGGUGACCAUUGUUUCCAUCGGGCUGGGUACAUCUACUCUUCCAAAGCUGCAGGCGUUGGCUACCAAGUCAUACGUAUACCAGAAUACAGCCAUUGCACCAGCACUGAAGGUUCUCUUUGAUAGUGAAGAGAAGGCCAAUGUGACUGAGGUUUGCAGUGAUGCUUCAGUGGCAGACAUUGUGUUCAUAGUUGAUGAAUCUGGUAGCAUUGGAAACGAAAACUUCCAGCUGGUUCGUGGGUUCAUCCACAAGAUCGUGGAGGGGCUGAAUGUGGGUUUGAACAGUGUGAGGGUGGGCAUUGUCCUCUACAGCAAUAAGGCUUCAGCUGAGGUUUUCCUAAACGACUUCCUAGAAAAAAGUAACAUUCUUUCGUACAUCAAGCUACUGCCCUAUCGUGGUGGUGGCACAAACACUGGCGAGGCCCUAGACUUUGCCAGAAAGAACAUGUAUAAUAAGAACCAGGGAAGCCGGAAACAAGAGGGUGUGCAGCAGGUGGCGAUAGUCAUUACUGAUGGAGAAUCGCAGGACAACGUUACUUCUCGUGCCGCUGCCCUGCGCAGAUCUGGCGUCACUGUAUAUGCAGUGGGGAUCAAGGAUGCUGACGAGAAAGAGUUGACACAGAUUGCUUCAUAUCCCGCCACAAAGCAUGUAUUGAAAGUGGACAACUUUGCCGAUCUCAAGACCCUGGAAAUGAGGCUGAAGAAGAGUUUGUGCUACAACAUCCUACAAAGUUCUGUCAAAUCGAUGGCUAGAACAUUCACUGCAACGAAAAGUUGUGUAGAGACAGAUGAAGCUGAACUCUUCUUCCUGAUUGACCAUUCAGGCAGUAUUGAAUAUCGAGACUUUGAUGAGAUGAAGAAUUUUAUUAAUGAAUUUGUACGCACGUUUCGCAUCGGGCCGCAGCAUGUCCGUGUGGGUCUGGUAAAGUUCAGUGAUUCACCAACUCUUGAGUUUGACUUGACAGCCUAUCCUGACCACGCUUCAGUGGUAAAGGCUGUGAAUGGUGUUACUCAAAUUGGAGGUGGGACACGGAUUGGAGAAGCUCUGAAAUAUAUGGGCCCCCGUUUUCUUAAUGCAGAGGCCACCCGUGGUCACAAGGUCCGUGAGUUCCUCAUUCUAAUAACAGAUGGGAAAUCUCAAGACCAAGUGCGGAAUCAAGCAAAAAUGCUGAGAGAUCAGAACGUCAUUAUAUAUGCCAUUGGAGUGAAAGAUGCUGAUGAUCAACAGCUGCUGGAGAUUGCUGGUAGCAAAGAGAAAAUGUUCACUGUCAACAACUUUGACGCUCUGAAAUCAAUCAAGAAUGAAAUCAUCACUGAUAUCUGCUCUGAAGAUAUUUGCAAGGACAUGAAGGGGGAUGUCCUCUUCUUGAUCGACAGCUCAGGGAGUAUUAGCAACGAAGACUUUAAUAAGAUGAAGUUGUUCAUGCAGUCCAUCAUCAAUAAGUCAGCAAUUGGCCUGAAUGAAGUGCAAGUGGGUGUCAUACAGUUUAGCGACGUUCCACAGCUGAUCUUCCCUUUAAACGAGCAUGAGAGGAAAGCAGACAUGGUGCAACAUGUAGAAACAAUGGAACAGUUGGGAGGGGGAACACUCACUGGCAAAGCCUUGUCCUUCACCUCAGAGUACUUUGACCCGCAUAGAGGAGGACGGACUGACGUAAAACAGUUGCUGAUUGUCGUAACUGAUGGUGAGGCACAAGAUCAGGUAUUGGCUCCUGCCAGAGAUCUUCAACGCAAGGGUGUGAAUGUCUAUGCCAUUGGAGUGGGCAAUGCCAAAUAUCAAGACUUGGUAGAGAUCAGUGGUAAUAGGGAGAGGGUCUUCUCCGAGGUGGACUUUGAUGCACUCAAGGCUUUGGAAAGCCAGUUGGUUUUGGCAGUUUGUGAUGUUGACAAAGACUGUGUGAGGACAGAGGUUGCAGACAUUAUUUUCUUGGUGGAUGGCUCAACCAGCAUCUCCACAGAGAAUUUUAAAAUCAUGCAAAACUUCAUGAUGGCCCUGGUCAAUGAAACCACUGUUGGGGAAAAGCAGACUCGCUUUGGCCUGAUUGUCUUCUCCAACACGCCUAAAUCUGUAUUUACACUCAGUCAGUAUAAAUCUAGGAGAGAAGUAAAUACUGCCAUAUCCGAACUUGUAGCGCCCGGUGGAGACACCUACACUGGGGAGGCUCUCAAGUAUUCCUUGGAUUAUUUUGGUAAAAACUAUGGUGGGCGAAAAGCCCUUAGAGUGCCCCAGUGGCUCAUGGUGAUCACAGAUGGCGAAGCUACUGAUCCGGAAAACCUAAGACAGCCAGCCGAAAAGCUACGGGAAGACGGAAUAUUAGUUUUCAGCGUUGGAGUGGUAGGAGCAAACAAAGAAGAGCUUGAGAUCAUGGCAGGGGACCCAGCAAGGGUUUUCUUUGUAAAUACAUUUCAUGAACUGGAAACACUGCACAAAAAUAUUUCCUUUGAAUUCUGCAGCCACACUAAACCAGUCUGUAACCAAAAACACGGGGAUUUGGUCCUGUUGAUCGACAGCUCAGAGAACAUCAGCCCUACUGACUUUAUUGUCCUGAAGCAGUUUGCCUCAGACCUUGUUUCCAGCUUCACAGUUGCAGAGCAGUCCUUCCGAGUCGGAGUGGCCCAGUUCAGCAGUGAUACCGAAGCAGAGUUCUACUUGAAUCAGUAUUACACAGAGGAAGAGAUCGUCAAACACAUAAAGAAUAUGAGGCAACUUGGUCGGGAGACACACAUGGGACAGGGCCUGGACUAUGUCCGUUAUGAGUUCUUCCGAACAGAUAGAGGGAGUCGUAUGAAUGACAAGGUCCCCCAGAACUUGGUUUUAAUAACAACCGGACCUCCAAAUGGAGUUGACUUGCAUGCAGCAGGAGAGCUCCUUGACAUGAAAGUUGCUGUGUAUGCUAUCGGAAUAGGAAAAGGUGACAACCCUAUUAAGCUCCGGCAAAUCACUCGUCAUGAAGGAAGGGUCUUCUCUGUGCUUAACUUUGCCAGCCUGGAAGCUAACAGAAGGAAAGUGGUCGAUGCAAUUUGCUCCAGUUCUAUAAUACCUAACCCACAAAGCUGCACCAUAGACAUCGCCAUGGGUUUCGAUAUUACUCACAGGACCACUAGCAGAAGGCUCUUCGAUGGUCAAGCCCAGUUGCAGGCCUUCCUGCCACAGAUUAUCCGCCAUGUGUCCAGUCUUAAGGGCCUGUGCUGCGUCGCCGACAGUGGACCCAUUGAAACUAAUAUUGGCUUCCGCGUGGUGGAGCAGGAUGGAACAGUUGUCUCUGACUACAAUUUUGAGAAGUAUGAUGAAAAGAUUUUGGAGAAGGUUAUGGCGCUUGAGACCGCCCAGAAGACCUACUUUAACUCCUUCCUCCUGCGCUCCUUCCGUGAAAAGUUCCAGAGGUCAAAUGCUGGAGUGAAGGUGCUGGUAAUCUUCUCAGACGGACUUGAUGAUGAUGUGAUGAAACUAAAGCUAGAAGCAGAACAUCUUCGUACUAGUGGAAAAGGUGUCAAUGCCCUGUUUACAGUCGCCUUAGAAGGGGUCCAAAAUGCCAACCUUCUUCAAAUGGUGGAGUUUGGAAGAGGAUUCGGAUACAAACAGCAGCUCAACAUCGGCAUGCAUGAUGUGAACAACUACAUUUUGACACAAAUAGACACAGUGGCUGAGAGGGAGUGCUGCAAUGUAAUGUGUAAGUGCACAGGACAUGAGGGUAUCCGUGGCCCCAGAGGGCCCCCAGGCACAAAGGGACAGCCUGGACUAAAAGGACACCCUGGAUUCCCAGGCGAGGAGGGAGGAAUUGGUGAAAGAGGUCCACUAGGUCCCACUGGUCCACAGGGACUACAGGGAUGUCCUGGGAUGAGAGGAGUCAAGGGUUCAAGAGGCUACAGAGGGAACAGGGGUGAUGAUGGAGACCACGGUCUUGAUGGGAUAAAUGGGGAACAGGGUGUGAAUGGAUCAGCUGGAGUUUCAGGAGAGAGAGGAAACCCAGGCCGUCCGGGCAACAGUGGAAUCAGAGGGGAGCCUGGAGAGAAGGGCCAACGUGGACUUAGAGGUGACCCUGGUGACUCUGGAGUUGACAGCAACAUUGCAGGUCCGAAAGGAGCAAGAGGAAAUCCUGGGUUACCAGGAGACCCAGGAGAGGAGGGCAUUCAAGCAGAAAGUGGUGUCGAUGGAAACCCAGGUCCUGAAGGAAGAAGAGGUCCACCUGGUCCAAGGGGAACUUCAGGAAAUCCAGGUGUACUAGGACUCCCAGGAAUUACUGGCCCUUCUGGACAGCAGGGUUCAAGAGGAGAUCCUGGCCCGCCAGGACCCAGGGGCAUCCAGGGAUUACCUGGACCACAAGGCACACCUGGGACAAUGGGAGGCAAAGGAUCCACAGGAAGCAGAGGGAUGAAUGGACAGAAGGGCCAGCCUGGGGACCCUGGAGGAAAGGGAGCUCCUGGACCACUUGGGCCCAGAGGGAUGCCAGGACUUGAUGGCAGAGACGGACAUGGACCUCCCGGACAUCACGGGAUGAAGGGAGAGCCUGGUUUCCCUGGCUACCCUGGAUUACAGGGUGAGUCUGGUGAAAAGGGAGUCAAAGGAGGUCCAGGCCCCAAAGGAAACCAGGGAAGAGGGGGAAACUCAGGCACAACAGGUGAUCCAGGAGUUCCCGGAACCACAGGUCCACCAGGACAUACGGGCCCUAGAGGGAGACCUGGAGAGAGACCCAUGUCUGAAUGCCAGCUGACCACUUACAUCCGUGAUAACUGUGCAUGCUCCCAAGGUCGGGCAUUGUGUCCAGCCUACCCCACAGAGCUAGUCUUUGCCCUAGACAUGUCACAGACUGUGGAGCCAGCCAGGUUUCAGGCAAUGCGCUCCUCGCUCCUCUCCUUAUUGGAACACGUUACCAUAGCCGAGAGCAACUGCCCAACAGGUGCACGUGUGGCAGUUGUGUCUUACAGUGACAAGGUCAAGUACUUGAUCCGAUUCCAGGAUUACCAACGCAAGAAGGAUUUGUUGGAGGCCAUUCGUGGCAUAGCGCUGGAGAGAACAUCUAACCGCCGCUACCUUGGGGCAGCCAUGCGUUAUGUGGGGCGGCACGUCUUCAAGCGAACCCGCCAAGCGCUGACGAUGAGGAAGGUGGCAGUGUUCUUCACCAACGGGCCCUCUGAGGACAACUCUGCUAUAGUUACGGCUGCCAUGGAAUUCAAAGCCCUGAACAUUGCCCCUGCUAUCAUAGCCACAAAGAGCGCAGUUGAUGCUCAACAGGCUUUUGAGGCUGAUGACACGGGCAGCUUUAUCUAUGUUCUGAUGAAUAGGCCACAAGAAAACCAAAAACUGCUAGAUAAAAUCAACCAUUGCGUGAUCUGCUAUGACCACUGUAGACCAGACAGCCAAUGUAGAUUUACUGACGCUCAGCUGCCACAGGAAGUGGACAUGGACCUGGCCCUGGUGAUGGACGGUUCCAGGGAGAUCCAGGCUGACCAGUACGCAGGUUUCCAGGAGCUUCUUGGCUCUGUUGUGAAGCAGGUAGCCUUGAGCCCCAGGCCCAAUGCAGCUGACGGCCAGGCCAGAGUAGCCCUCCUCCAGACCGGUGGCUCUCACCUCCAGGUGGAGUUUGACCUGCAGAAGCACAGUGACCACAAUAAACUGGAGAUAGACCUGAAGAACAUGCGGCAGCAUGGAGGAGUGUUGUUUCUCGGGCGGACCCUGGAGUAUCUGGUCAAUGAGGUGUUACUCAAGGCUCAGAGGCCCAGGAAGAGUAGGGUGGUGCUGGCUGUGGUUGGCGCCGAGACGGCCCACUCGGACCGGGCCAAGCUGGCCUACAUUUCCCAGAAGGCCAAGUGUGAGGGCAUUUCACUGUUUGUGAUCACAGUGGGUGAGCAUUUCAACAGCACCCAGGUGGAGGAGAUUGCCAGCAUGCCGUCAGAGCAACACCUGCUUCAUUUCUGGCAUGUGAAGGAGUGGGAGAUAGGCUAUGCACAGCGCUUCUUCAGAUUCUUCCUCAGUGUCCUCAGAAAGGGAUUUAACAGCUACCCUCCAGCACAGCUAAAACACACAUGUGAUCUGUUGGCGGGACAAGAACAUGGACAUCACCAUGGAGGGGGACAGACAAUGACGGAGGUGGAAACAAAGGAAGAAGAGGAGUACCCAGACUACACGGAGGUGGAUAAGGAGGAGGAAGAGGAGUUCCUUGAGCACACUGCAGGUGGAUCUCAGACUCUGACUGAUCUUGGCCAGGUUGACAUUAUAUAUGACUUAUCCAGGGGAGAUGGAGGCACUGUGACCUCUCGACCAAAAUCAAAUGAUCACACAGCACUUGUGGAGAUAGAGGAAACCCCAGUUGAUAACCAGGAUGCAUGCUUCCUCAGACAGGAUGAGGGAGGUUGUCAAAACUACAUUCUGAAGUGGUACUUUGACACGACACAAAGCGAGUGCUCCCGUUUCUGGUACGGUGGCUGUGGCGGCAACGGCAACCGCUUUGAGACACAGGAGGCUUGUGAAGGCCUCUGUCUGAGGAGGAAGCGUUAAUACUACCAACAAACCUUCUAAAACCCUGAUUAAAGUUGAACCGACGAUCACACCAAGAAAUCCGCCAAUCCAGUCUCGCUUCAGGUGGGACCAGCUUAAAACAACACAGUGUAAAUAACUUUAGGCAUUUUCCUCAGCCUUUAGUGUUUUUUCUUUUGGGAAAAUGGGUCUAAAGAAAUACAGUAUUUUGAGAAGUAUGAAUAUUCUUCUGUUCAAGCAGACCUAAGUAACAGAUCUGACUCUCAUGCAGUCAUGUAGUUAGCUGGCAGUAAACACUAAUCUGAGCAUUGAUGCUUUUGUGAGUAUAAUCGAACAGCAAUCUGUAUUGCCUUUUGGUGCUAUUUUCAGUCCAUAGAUGUCAACAGCUACUAAACCAAGCACAACUCAGGUCAUAGAAUAUUUUUUUAAUAAGCCCACUAGGUAAGGCAAUGGACUGUUUACUUCAGGAGUUUUAUUGGUAACUUUAGCCGUACGUUAAUCAUAAAUGUCAUCUACUCCUUGUCAUCGGUGUGUAAAUAGGGGAUUGCCGUUUUUCUUGGUCGCUUUUCACUGCAGUUAUCAUGUUAAUUUGCUGAUUUGGACACUACAUUUUUGUUUUUGUUCUAAAAUACAAGUAACAAUGCAACUUUUAACAGUUGCCAAUAAAAUAUAUGGUCUGAGAAUGUUGACACUGUUAAUGCGAGGCGUUGUAGAGGGCUUCAGGCCAUGUCAUAUUCUGGUGUUUUAACUUUAGCUAAAACAUUAAGACUGUGGUUCUAUAGUUCAAAAUUCACACAACAAUACUGAGGAAUUCAUUAAAAUAAAACACAUUGUUUACCUAUUUUUAUUGACGCUGUUGGAAUCUGUCCACUUUUGAUCCAUGAACAAAAUCAUAAAAGCAGAAGUUGGGGAAUAAUCUAAGAUGUUGAUCUUCUUUAGGUCUUACAUGUUCUCGAAUAAAUACAAAGUUAACACAGUUUUUUAUACCAGAACACAUAGGAAGCAUUUGUAGGCAGAGCAGUGCUGGCCAAGAGGGAUCUUCCUGUCUCCAUGUCCCACAUGGAUAUUUUAUUGUUCACUGGGACCUGCUAAGAAACAGCAUUAACAGAUAUUUUGAAAUGUCCCCUACUGAAGUUGGUGAUGAAGUUAACAAAGACUGGCAGGUAAACUUCUCCCAAUUUUGAUACCAGACUGAAUGAGAGAAAAUAAUUUGUCAUUAAUCUUUACUCAGUCUUUGCAUAGCAGAAUAAUUAUUGUUGUUGAUACAAUAAGUAAAAUGUGUGUAUAUAGGUCAAUACACAUUGUUGUUUCAUAAACUUGUUAUAUCCUUGGUAGUUAUAUUUGGUAUUGAACUAGCUUUAGAGUUUGUCCACAUUAGUUGCAUCAGAUUAAACUAAAGUGUCCUUGCAUACCAGCUAGCUGAUGCAACACUGAGUAGUUCUGGCUGUGUAAAAAACAAUAUGAAGGGAAGAACACCUACUAGCUACACUGCAGAAUUACUCAAACAAUCACUGUCUUAGUUUUGAUUUAUCACCAUAUGGAAUGCCCUCUGGGAAGGUCACCACAAAUGGCAUUGCGUACAUCAUGAGGGAUGUUUUUAUUUUAAGGUGUGCACAUUUGAGUAAUUUCAGUUUUGAAUUUCACUGUGUCACAUUGUGAAUCACAUUUAAGACAUUAUCUUUGAUGAAAGGAGGCCAUUUUAAGUCUAGAAGGUGCAUUGUAUAUUUUAAUAAAAUGCCGUAGAAAGGCAAGUUUAUAGACUAAUGAUCUGACAAACUGUGAGUUCAUCUGAAUCAGACCAAGUGAUGGUGAUACAGCUCUUGCUGGUGGCUACUGGCUACCAGACUGUAAAAGACAUAGCCACUAAGCAACAUCUGUGGCACUUUUAAAGAUCAAGGUUUCAUCAUAGAAUGUGACCAUCUUGCAACCACACAAAGUUUACUUUCAAGUGUAAAGAUACGCAUAUAAUUAAACUGCAAGCAGCAUUUAGACGGUUCUCUGCAUUGAGCCAUUAGUAGCCAGAUUGCAGUUUUUCCAAUAGGACACAAAUCCAACUCAUGUCCAGAGAUGUAAACAAUAUUACAUGUAUGUUUUUCCUUUUCACCAGUAUUUCCAUGUGGCCAAAUGGAAACAUCUUUCAUAUAAACUAAACUCACAACCCUGAUCAUGUGUACCAAAUGUAAUCACACUUUUUCAUAAAUUCAGAAUUGCCGAAAAAACAUUACGCCCAACUUAAUGGAUCCCAAUUGCAAAUAUGUUCCUUAUGAGGAGAUGGACUUAUGAACUUCUUUUCAAAGCUGUAUCUCAAACGGGGUGAGCAUGGUAACCUUACUAAUGUGAAAAACCUAAAUAGUGCCACCAUGUGAUUGAUAAAAAUAAAAAUCCUUGCUGUCAUUUUUUUCGUAUAGUCCUUGUCAACAUACAAGUAGAAUUAUCAUACCAUUAUCCUUAUAGAAGAUGUGUCUAUAUAUGUGCAAAACCAUGCCCCCUCACAUGUUCAUUGGUCAAUCACAUCCAAGUUUUUUGACAUAAUGAUCUGUCUGAACUUUUGAAGACCAUGGUUGCUAGAUGCCAAAUAUCGAAGUAUGUGAAGAUCGGACAUUUGGUGCCAGAGGAGUUAAUUUUUGUGAAUUUUUCAAAAUAUCCAAAAUCGAAAAUCUAUUAUGGCAGACUUUAUGGGUCCCAAUGGCACAAACUUUCAUCACAAGGAGAUUUACCAAUUUACCAAUUUUCAAGACUCUAGAUCACAAGGGGUGGGUGUGGUGAGCUUGCAAAAAGUGCAACUUUGGAGGCUUGUGACAGCGCCACCAUGAGGCUUUUGCCCUUUACUACCACAAAAAUGUGGGCCCCUUUAAGCCAUUUUAUCUCAUGGGAAUUUGCAAAAAACACCCUUUUUUGCCGUAAUAAUAAUAAUAAUAUUGAACCGGAACAAACAGUGAACUGCUAAAACCCUAAUUAAAGCUGCAAGCAGCAUUUAGCAAAUUUCAGCAUUGAAGCUACUACUAGCCAGAGUGCAAAUUCUUUCCAACUUAUAUCCAUAGUUGAAAGCAAUAUGAAAUGUAUGGUUUUUCAUUUCCUAUAGUGCCCCCAUGUGGCCAACUUGAAACAUAAUUCACACAAAGUAAAAUCACAACCCUGAUCAUGUGUAUCAAAAGUUAUCUCACUGUGAAAAAGAACAACAGAUUCUGUGUUAUGGCUAUUAUGGCAGCACUCUUCAACCAAACUAACUUGCAUGUUACAUCGCAAUAGUUUUCCGGACAUUUACCUCAAUUGGCAUUAUAAUAAAAUGUUUUGCAUCAGAUAAAUAUGGAUAAUUCAAAAGUCUGACACUAUCAGAACCGUACAACAUCUUAAGGAUUAAACAAUGUAACCAGGAUGUUGCUUGAAUUUUUCAGAAUGUAAUAAAUGUACCCUAAUCGCAUUGGUAAAUGUAACUGAAUGGAAGUUUGUCAGAUUUCCCCAGCGCAGAGCAUAUUAAUGAUUUAAAAGUUUGCUUGUUGUAUGAUAAUGAUGGGGUCAGAACAGAUAAUCAUUAUCAUUUUCAAAUGUAUGCUUGUUUAAGUAUGCAUUUUAACAUCAAUGAGUGAGCAAAGAAUGUUACUGUAGCCUACAUCACUGACACAUGAUCAAUGUUAUGCUACCACGAUUCAAUGAACAACUUUAUGACAUCGACUAAUCAAGAUGCCCACCCUGUCGGUAUUUGCUUGAAUAACUUUGUCAUAACUAUGCAAAGAAAGAGAAAAACGUUAGUCAACCUUUAUUCUUUUGACAUAUUUGCUGGAUUUACAUCCAAAGCAAGCUGCAAUAAUUACUUCCCUAAGAUAGAGCAGGUAUAAUGAAACGACAAAUCUUUGCAGAGUGAAAGGACCAAAACAGACUAUGCUGUUGGUAACGGGGUGUGUGACAAGCGUAUGUAAAUUAAGUGAAAGGGCAGCUCUUUUGAUUGAACAAUAAAU